Lucilia cuprina (Australian sheep blowfly) is the source of this 3848-nucleotide messenger RNA. It is a transcript of the gene gro, whose product is annotated as protein groucho. The transcript is spliced from 15 exons. The coding region runs from base 956 to 3274 and encodes 772 amino acids. Lineage: Eukaryota; Metazoa; Arthropoda; Insecta; Diptera; Calliphoridae. Gene Ontology annotation, molecular function: transcription corepressor activity; protein binding. The record is from RefSeq and is a predicted model, not a curated record. Gene Ontology annotation, cellular component: nucleus; transcription regulator complex. Gene Ontology annotation, biological process: negative regulation of canonical Wnt signaling pathway; regulation of DNA-templated transcription.
UUUUCAGCGUCAUAUUCGGCGUUGGCCAGGAAAAAUUUCAGUCGUUUUUUUGGAGAAAAAAAUUUUGCUUAUAGUUUUUUAACGUGUUAAAAUAUUUAAUCAUGGAAAAGUGGAGAGUUCUCCAUGUAAUUAUGAAAAGUUACUAUGAAUGUUUUAAAAAAGUUAAAUGAAGUAUUCGUAAAUAAGUUUUAAAAAUUUUGCAAAAAUACGCAUGUGAAAAAAUUAGCUAUAAUAUCCGCCAUUGUGAAGUUGAACAACGAAGUAGAAAAAAUAUCAAGAAGAACGAAGAAGAAGACGACGACAAAAAAGGCUGGCAGAAAAUAGAAGAAGCUUGGUUGGUGAUUGCGCACACGCGAAAAAUUGUGCAAAAUAAUAAAAAUUCAAUAAAACGUGAAAAAACUACUUAAUUUUUGUGAAAAAUAUGCAAAAUCAAACGCUGAAGUAAUAAAUAAUAUAAAUUGAGUGAAAAUUUUUGAAAAUCUGUGAAAUUAGUGUACCAAAAACACGCGAGGAAAUUAACUGACAAUAAAAAGUGGGUAGGCAGCAGAACAGCAGUAGCAGAAUCGAAGCACCAUCACUACAUAUUAAACUACAUAAAAGAAGAAAAGGCAAGAAAGACAACGGAGUCCCCCCUGGUUAGAAAGAGGUGAAGAAGAGUAACGACAUCGACAUCUCAACUUACGACGUCUACUGCAGUAAAACGAUAACCGACCUACGUUGUCGUCGUUAACGUCUUUUGAAGAAUAAAACGAAGGAACAGGAGAAGUACUGCUUUACGGAUAUUGUUUCUUGACUCGGGAGGUGGAGAUUGUUGAACGUUACAUCUCUGUUGGACCCUAUAUACUCCCUCAUCCAAAGUCGGCAUUAUCUGCCUCUGCACAUUUCUUCUCCGAUAAUAGUUUAUUUCAGAGACCCUCGCCAUUGUUUUACAAUUUAGUACUUCAAAAGCAAAAAAAUGUAUCCUGCACCGGUGCGGCACCCUUCGGCGGGGGUAAGUGAUAUGCAAACGGUAAAAACACACUCACACACACUCAACCUCAACACACAUCCAUCUUCUACUAGUCACACUCCCACUCCUUCCAAUUUGCCACCCAUUCAUGGUCCACCACCACAGGGUCCUCUAAAGUUCACCAUAGUUGACACUUUGGAACGUAUUAAGGAGGAGUUUAACUUUUUGCAGGCUCAGUAUCACACAUUGAAACUUGAGUGCGAAAAAUUGGCAAAUGAAAAAACGGAAAUGCAACGCCAUUAUGUCAUGUAUUAUGAAAUGUCGUAUGGCCUAAACGUAGAAAUGCACAAACAGACGGAAAUUGCCAAACGUUUAAAUACUUUAAUCAAUCAAUUGCUGCCCUUUUUACAAGCUGAUCACCAACAACAAGUACUACAGGCCGUAGAACGUGCGAAACAGGUUACAAUGCAGGAUUUAAAUCUUAUCAUAGGGCAGCAACAUCAGCAAGGAAUGCAACAACUUAUUCAACAAAUACAUGUGCAGCAGGUGCCAGGAGGUCCUCCACAACCAAUGGGUGCUUUGGGGCCACUUGGAGGUCCAUUUGGCGCAUUAGGAGCUUCGAUGGGUUUACCACACGGACCUCAAGGAUUACUUAAAGCACCGCCAGAACACCACAGACCUGAUAUGAAACCAGCAGGUCUCGAGGGUCCAGCCAGUGCCGAGGAAAGAUUGCGCAAUUCGGUUUCUCCAGCCGAUCGUGAGAAAUAUCGAACACGAUCACCACUUGAUAUCGAAAAUGACUCCAAACGUCCUAAACAGGAAAAAUUGGAGGAUGAAGGAGAUAAAAGCGAUCAAGAUUUAGUCGUAGAUGUUGCAAAUGAAAUGGAAUCGCAUUCUCCACGACCUAAUGGCGAGCACUUGUCUAUGGAGGGUCGCGAUCGGGAGAGUAUAAAUGGUGAACGAUUAGAUAAACCAGGCAGCAGUGGUGUCAAACCACCGACAGAUAGGCCACCAUCACGUUCAGGCUCUAGUUCAUCACGGUCAACACCCAGCCUUAAAACAAAAGAUAUGGAAAAGCCUGGAACACCGGGAGCUAAAGCUCGCACUCCCACUCCAAAUGCAGCGCCACCAGCUCAGGGCGUUAAUCCCAAACAGAUGAUGCCACAAGGUGGUCCACCACCGGCUGGAUACCCAGCUUCACCGUAUCAGCGCCCAGCUGAUCCUUACCAGAGACCACCCUCCGACCCGGCUUAUGGUAGACCACCACCACUACCCUAUGAUCCACACGCUCAUGUUCGAACCAAUGGCAUUCCACAUCCGACUGCGUUAACCGGUGGAAAGCCAGCAUAUUCCUUCCAUAUGAAUGGCGAAGGUAGUCUACAGCCCGUUCCCUUUCCUCCUGACGCCCUUGUAGGUGUGGGCAUACCGAGACAUGCCCGUCAAAUCAACACUUUAUCACAUGGCGAAGUUGUUUGCGCUGUCACUAUAUCCAAUCCCACAAAAUAUGUAUACACCGGUGGUAAAGGUUGCGUUAAGGUGUGGGACAUUUCGCAGCCGGCCAAUAAAAGUCCUAUUAGCCAACUGGACUGUCUGCAACGUGACAAUUAUAUUCGCUCAGUAAAACUUUUGCCAGAUGGACGCACUUUAAUUGUUGGAGGAGAAGCAUCAAAUCUAUCGAUAUGGGAUUUGGCCAGUCCAACACCUCGUAUAAAAGCUGAGUUAACAUCGUCGGCACCGGCUUGCUAUGCCUUAGCUAUUAGUCCCGAUUCGAAGGUGUGCUUUUCAUGUUGUAGUGAUGGUAACAUUGCUGUCUGGGACUUGCACAACGAAAUUCUAGUGCGUCAAUUUCAAGGUCAUACUGAUGGUGCUUCUUGCAUCGACAUUAGUCCGGACGGUUCUCGUCUAUGGACUGGCGGUCUCGACAAUACAGUUCGGUCAUGGGAUCUACGCGAGGGACGCCAGUUGCAGCAACAUGAUUUCAGUUCACAGAUAUUCUCAUUAGGAUAUUGCCCAACAGGCGAUUGGUUGGCUGUUGGUAUGGAAAAUUCCCAUGUCGAAGUUCUACACGCUUCUAAACCUGACAAAUACCAACUGCACUUGCACGAAAGUUGCGUGUUAUCGUUACGUUUUGCCACCUGUGGCAAAUGGUUCGUAUCCACCGGUAAAGACAACUUACUCAAUGCCUGGCGAACACCCUAUGGCGCAAGUAUAUUCCAGUCCAAGGAAACUUCAUCGGUACUUAGCUGCGACAUAUCAACAGACGACAAGUACAUUGUGACGGGUUCCGGAGACAAAAAAGCCACAGUUUACGAAGUUAUCUAUUAAUGGGUUUUCGUACAUCUAUAUAUAUACAUAUACAUACACUUACAUAUAUUUUUCAUAAGAAUCAUACAAAAAAAAUAUUGGUGGUUUUCAAUUAAAAUUGCUCGUUUUGUAUUUGCGUCCUUUUCCUUCUUGUUUUUCUUCUGUUCUUUUUGUUGUUGUCAAAAGGCAACUUUUUGUUGUUAAAUUUGGAACACUUAUGUGAAUCGGAAAGUUAAAUUUAUGACCAACAGCUACAGAAUAAAUUUAAAAAAAAAAUAUAAAAACAUCAACAAAUUGAAUCAUGGGAUAUAAAUAAUUAAUAAAAUACAUCCUUUUAUAAAAACACACACUUAUAUACACCACACACAUACACCCAAAAAAAGUAUAAGCAUCAACAUAACAAAUAACAACAUCUUGAUUAUAUAUAGAAGUUCUUUCUUAGAUUUAAGUAUUUAAUAAGUCUUUAAUAAACCUACAAAAAAAAAAAAAAACAAUGGAAAACCUUGAAAAUUAAGAAGAAAACUAUUAAAAUGGAAAAGAAACAAACAUUGAUUCCUAAAUCAUCCAGCAAAAACGCGGAAAACAAACAAAGCAG